AUGUACUUUCAUCAUACGCCCGUCGUCCUCCAACCUCCACUGUCAGCGAUGUCCUCGUACUUCUCUGGUACAAGCACAGGGAGCAGCAGUUCCUAUACACAGUCGCUGAGCGCCGAUUCAGAUUCAUGGUCUCGUCCGAGUUCUAUAUUUCCCCGGCAGCCACCGAUAUACACAACCUCUGGUGAAGCUCCGGUGAUCUAUCAACCAAGUACGCAACCAUUUACACCUGCGCCACGACUUGACCCUGGUCCCAUUAGCACCCAAAUUGCUUCAUCAAGGCCGCCAAAAGAUUUCGGGUUUUCCAUCCCUCAUGGAGCUAUCUCGACCGCUCCGCACUCACCUGCGGCUAUUACUCUAUCCCCAAGAGGCCCGUUAUCACAUUCCACGCCAGUAUAUCGGGAGUUGAGCCACCCUGCUAGGCUCCCAGUGGAUGCUCUCAGGCCGGACUACGACUAUGGGAAACCACCGGAGAAUGCGGAAUACCUCAUCGAAAGAAAAGGGCGCCGUACCACGGAUAAAUACAAAGGGACUGCUCGGCAUCACUCGCAGAGACGCCCUUCAAACCGAGACGAGUUUGACGGACCACAUCAGUUUCUUGACCCACCAUCGCCGCGGGUGAUUGAGGCUCAAGCGCGGGAUCUACCCCAUCUUCCUACUAAUCUUGAUGUCUCAGAACAAGAUCGUAUAUUGGCCUCGGUGAACGAUCGUCUAUCGCAAUGCGCAUUUGAUUUCGUCGCCAAGUACCAAUUCCCAAUUCCCCUGGAGUCAGACAAAAGACAGGUGAGGGUCCCCUCGGACCGUGAAUGGACUGAGUGGGUAUACCUUCUCAGAAGACUAGCAACGAAGCGGCGUAUACCCGCCAGGGUAUUGUAUAACGGCCAGAUCAAACAACUAGUUACGGUGCUGGAGAAUUCUCAGGAAAUGAGACAUGCUGCCAAGCAUCAAUCGCGACCUAUCAAGGAUGACCGAAAUGUCCUCCAACUCAUCUCUGCCGGAAUUCAAGUGGCUAGGAUCCUAAGGGAUGCCAGUGCCAUGGAUUAUCUUGAUCGUCUUUACCAAGACACGGAAAAAAGAAUUCAAGAACGGAGUAGCCGCCGGGUCAAGUUUGCCACUCCUUGA
Messenger RNA from Aspergillus calidoustus, 1119 nucleotides. The record is from the annotation of a GenBank genome assembly. NCBI's taxonomy places the organism in Eukaryota, Fungi, Ascomycota, Eurotiomycetes, Eurotiales, Aspergillaceae.